This is a messenger RNA of Ochotona curzoniae (black-lipped pika), 12343 nucleotides long. It is a transcript of the gene TAOK1, whose product is annotated as TAO kinase 1. Gene Ontology annotation, biological process: protein phosphorylation; execution phase of apoptosis. Gene Ontology annotation, molecular function: ATP binding; protein kinase activity. The record is from RefSeq and is a predicted model, not a curated record. The transcript is spliced from 20 exons. The coding region runs from base 742 to 3747 and encodes 1001 amino acids. Lineage: Eukaryota; Metazoa; Chordata; Mammalia; Lagomorpha; Ochotonidae.
GGUGGCAAAGAGAGUGAGUCGGUGCCGCUGCCUGCCUGAGGAGAGAGGAGGGGUCCCGCCUGCCCUGCGCACUUCGCAGGCCCAGAGCGUGAGGCACCCGCGAAUCUCUGAGGCCCCGCGGCCCCUGGGGACCCCGCCCCGCCGCCCGCUGGCCGGCCCGCGGCCUCUCUUCCCUUUGUGAGCGCCCCCUUCCCAGGGGUGGUGGUGUUGGCCGAGGACUGCGCGUGGGCCCGCCCGCCGAGGGGCCGCCGCGGGGAACCGAGAGGGCCUCGGCUGUGUGAGGACUGGAGGCGGCCGAGGCCCGGGACGGUUCCCCCGAGGCGGCGGCGGCGGCGGCGGUGGCGGUGGCGGCGGCUGCGGCGGCAGCUCCCGGCACUUCCCCGCGCCAUCUUAGCUGAGCCCCAGGGCUGAGGGCGCCUCUUCGACCCCGGUCGUUCCCUCGCCCCCCCCCACCCCCUUGCCCCUAGUCGCAGAGCUUGGGCUGGGCGGCUCGCUGGGGCUCCGGGGUGUGGGGGGGGUGCGGCGGUCUGUCGCCGGGCCCCCUCCUCCUCCUCCUCCUCUUCACUCCUUGCCCUCCAGCGUAGCGGCCACCAGAGCGCUGCAGGGGGCUGUGCCUGCCUUCCCCACCCCAGACCUGUUGGCGAAAGGUAGUUUAUGUCAGCGUGGCUUCAUUCACACAGAUGAACCAAGGAUUGGGAUAGGAGUAUAAAAUUAGAAUCAGACAGCUGACUGCCCAGCAGGAUGCCAUCAACCAACAGAGCGGGCAGCCUAAAGGACCCUGAAAUUGCAGAACUCUUUUUCAAAGAAGAUCCAGAGAAGCUCUUCACAGAUCUCAGAGAAAUUGGCCAUGGAAGCUUUGGAGCAGUGUAUUUUGCACGAGAUGUGCGUACAAAUGAAGUGGUGGCCAUCAAGAAAAUGUCAUAUAGUGGAAAGCAGUCUACUGAGAAAUGGCAGGAUAUUAUUAAGGAAGUCAAGUUUCUACAAAGAAUAAAACAUCCCAAUAGUAUAGAAUACAAAGGCUGCUAUUUACGUGAACACACAGCAUGGCUUGUAAUGGAAUAUUGUUUAGGAUCUGCCUCAGAUUUACUAGAAGUUCACAAAAAGCCAUUACAAGAAGUGGAAAUAGCAGCAAUUACACAUGGUGCUCUUCAGGGACUAGCCUAUUUACAUUCUCAUACCAUGAUCCAUAGAGAUAUCAAAGCAGGAAAUAUUCUUCUGACAGAACCAGGCCAAGUGAAACUUGCUGACUUUGGAUCUGCUUCCAUGGCAUCUCCUGCCAAUUCUUUUGUGGGAACACCUUAUUGGAUGGCCCCAGAAGUAAUUUUAGCCAUGGAUGAAGGGCAAUAUGAUGGCAAAGUAGAUGUAUGGUCUCUUGGAAUAACAUGCAUUGAACUAGCGGAAAGAAAACCUCCUUUAUUUAAUAUGAAUGCAAUGAGUGCCUUAUAUCACAUAGCCCAAAAUGAAUCCCCUACACUACAGUCUAAUGAAUGGUCUGAUUAUUUUCGCAACUUUGUAGAUUCUUGCCUCCAGAAAAUCCCUCAAGAUCGUCCUACAUCAGAGGAACUUUUAAAGCACAUGUUUGUUCUUCGGGAGCGUCCUGAAACAGUGUUAAUAGAUCUUAUUCAAAGGACAAAGGAUGCAGUAAGAGAACUGGACAAUCUGCAGUAUCGAAAGAUGAAAAAACUCCUUUUCCAGGAGGCACAUAAUGGACCAGCAGUAGAAGCACAGGAAGAAGAAGAGGAGCAAGAUCAUGGUGUUGGCCGAACAGGAACAGUGAAUAGUGUUGGAAGUAAUCAAUCUAUUCCCAGUAUGUCCAUCAGCGCCAGCAGCCAGAGCAGUAGUGUUAAUAGUCUUCCAGAUGCCUCAGAUGACAAGAGUGAGCUGGACAUGAUGGAAGGAGACCACACGGUGAUGUCUAAUAGUUCUGUCAUCCAUUUAAAACCUGAGGAGGAAAAUUACAGAGAAGAAGGAGAUCCUAGAACAAGAGCGUCAGAUCCACAAUCUCCACCCCAAGUAUCUCGUCACAAAUCACACUAUCGUAACAGAGAACAUUUUGCUACUAUACGGACAGCAUCACUGGUUACAAGGCAGAUGCAAGAACAUGAACAGGACUCUGAGCUUAGAGAACAGAUGUCUGGUUAUAAGCGAAUGAGGCGUCAACAUCAAAAGCAACUGAUGACACUAGAAAAUAAACUAAAGGCUGAGAUGGAUGAACAUCGCCUCAGAUUAGACAAAGAUCUUGAAACUCAGAGAAAUAAUUUUGCUGCAGAAAUGGAAAAACUUAUUAAAAAACACCAGGCUGCUAUGGAAAAAGAGGCUAAAGUGAUGGCCAAUGAGGAAAAGAAAUUUCAGCAACAUAUUCAAGCCCAACAGAAGAAGGAACUGAAUAGCUUUUUGGAGUCUCAGAAAAGAGAAUAUAAACUUCGAAAAGAGCAGCUUAAGGAGGAGUUGAAUGAAAACCAGAGUACUCCCAAAAAAGAAAAGCAAGAGUGGCUUUCCAAACAGAAGGAGAAUAUACAGCAUUUCCAAGCAGAAGAAGAAGCUAACCUUCUUCGACGUCAGCGGCAAUAUCUAGAGCUGGAAUGCCGUCGCUUCAAAAGAAGAAUGUUACUUGGGCGUCAUAACUUAGAGCAAGACCUUGUCAGGGAGGAGUUAAAUAAAAGACAGACUCAGAAGGACUUAGAGCAUGCCAUGCUUCUGCGACAACAUGAAUCAAUGCAAGAACUGGAGUUUCGCCACCUCAAUACAAUUCAGAAGAUGCGCUGUGAGUUGAUCAGAUUGCAACAUCAGACUGAGCUCACUAACCAGCUGGAAUAUAAUAAACGAAGGGAAAGAGAACUAAGGCGGAAACAUGUCAUGGAGGUUCGACAACAGCCUAAGAGUUUGAAGUCUAAAGAACUCCAAAUAAAAAAGCAGUUUCAGGAUACCUGCAAAAUCCAAACCAGACAGUACAAAGCGUUAAGAAAUCAUCUGCUGGAGACUACACCAAAGAGUGAGCACAAAGCUGUUCUAAAGAGGCUCAAGGAGGAGCAGACCCGGAAGUUAGCCAUCUUGGCUGAGCAGUAUGAUCACAGCAUUAAUGAAAUGCUGUCUACACAAGCUCUACGUUUGGACGAAGCACAGGAAGCAGAGUGCCAGGUUUUGAAGAUGCAGCUGCAGCAGGAACUGGAGCUGUUGAAUGCAUAUCAGAGCAAAAUCAAGAUGCAAGCUGAGGCACAACAUGAUCGAGAACUUCGGGAGCUUGAACAGAGGGUCUCCCUCCGCAGGGCACUCUUAGAACAAAAGAUUGAAGAAGAAAUGUUGGCUUUGCAGAAUGAACGCACAGAAAGAAUACGAAGCUUGUUAGAACGUCAAGCCAGAGAAAUUGAAGCUUUUGACUCUGAAAGCAUGAGACUAGGUUUUAGUAACAUGGUUCUCUCUAAUCUCUCUCCUGAGGCAUUCAGCCACAGCUACCCUGGAGCUUCUAGUUGGUCUCAUAAUCCUACUGGGGGUCCAGGACCUCAUUGGGGUCAUCCCAUGGGUGGCCCACCACAAGCUUGGGGGCAUCCAAUGCAAGGUGGACCCCAGCCAUGGGGUCACCCCUCGGGGCCAAUUCAAGGGGUACCUCGAGGUAGCAGUAUGGGAGUCCGCAAUAGCCCCCAGGCUCUGAGGCGGACAGCUUCUGGGGGACGGACAGAGCAGGGCAUGAGCAGAAGCACGAGUGUCACUUCACAAAUAUCCAAUGGGUCACAUAUGUCUUAUACAUAACUUAAUAAUUGAGUGGCAAUUCCGCUGGAGCUGUCUGCCAAAAGAAACUGCCUACAGACAUCGUCACAGCAGCCUCCUCACUUGGGUACUGCAGUGAGGAGCUGAGUGCAUAUGGUAUAUUUUAUUCAUUUUUGUAAAACAUUCUGUUUUUGUGUUUACUAAUUGGGAUGUCAUAGUAUUUGGCUGCCGGUUUUUGUUUUGGUUUUUAAGCUUUUGGGGAAAUUUUGGAAGGGGGAAUUAAUAUUAAAUAUGUAAGUGUGUGUGUGAGUAUGUUUACACACACACACAUACACACGUCUCAUGCAUGUGGUAAAAAGAAAUUGGCUACAUAGGGGUUAUUUUCUGAAUACUGCAAAAAGUGAACUAUGGCAAAAGGAAAUUUAUGAUAAUAUCUUAAAGCCUUUCUAUUUAUCCCAAGUUCUUAUGAGCCACUCAACAGCAGGCAGCAGUUGCUGAAUAAUUUAUUAUGGAACACCUCUGCAUCCCCUCACCAGUGUAAUUUCUUUGUUAAAUUGACUUGACUUCUCAGCCUCAUUUGGAGUUAAAAAAGAAAAAGAAAAGAAAUCCAUGAACACUAAAGGAUUGCACUGACUUUUUCAGAUGGUGGAAACAACUUAGUUCCUUUUUGAAUGCUUUAUAGAUGUGUCAGUGGUUUUUGACCAUUCAGUUGUUCCUUUUUUUGUGUUACAGUAAGAUGUGAGUGAUUAAGGAGAUCACAAGUUGCAUGAAAAGUAUGUUAGCAAACCAGUGAACUUUCAAGGGGAAAGACCAGAAAGGUGGUAAGAGGGGUUUUGGAAACUUCAUAUGUGGAAAUGUCUGAUGUCUGAGUGACAAUAUGAAACCUAAUAUCCUGACAUUUUGUUGCUUAUACUGUGAUGUGUCAUCCUAGCUAAGCUCUAUAACCCCCAAGACCCCAGACAGAACUUUUGCUUUGUAAGAAACAAAGACACACAGCCAAUAUAAAUCAAAUGCCAGAGGCAUUUGAAUGAUGCCAUAUUUGCAGACUGCCAUGUAUUGAAAUUUUCAUCACACUACUUCAAUGUAAUUUGUUUAUCCCUUUUGGCUUAUGGGAUUUCCUGUUUACAAGUAGAAUAGCCAAUUAUUUAAAUGUUUAGUUGCCAUAGUGAACCAGGAGUCACUGAGCCAAUGACUUUACCAGCUGCUGACUAAUCUUCAUCACCACUGUAGAUUUUUGCUGCAUGUGCAGGUCCUCUUUUUUGUUUGUUGGUUUUUUUGUUGUUUCUUUUUCUUCUUCUUCUUCUUUUUGCUAUUUUUGUUGCUGCAGUACUUUACAAACUUCUAGUUCAUCGAGACUUAGUGACCAUUUGGCACCAUAUUAACAUCAUACAAGAGGAAACACCACUUCCAAAAAGUCUCAAGCCUAAGUGUUAAAGUACUACUGAAAAGGAACUAGGAAGUUUGGCAAAUCAAAAAGAGGCAGGGUGAUGGUGGUUAUCGGGAUCAGGGAAUCUCUUGACAAAAACUAGCAUUACUUUGAGUGGGAAGGCAGCAUAUUUUGUUUAGUUUUGUUUUGUUUUGCAAUGAAGGAUCAACCCAAUGUUGAAAGCCAGUGUUAUUUGGUAUUCCAUUACUUGUAUGGAAAUAGAAUUGGAGGUGGGUGGGUGGCGUGCUGUGAAUAUGACUUGAAGAAAAGGAUAUCCUUUCCAGUGACAUAUCAGAAUUUCUUGUAUGUUGUUUUUCUAUUCCCUGCCCAAUUGUCUUGAAGAGUCCUUGCUGCUAUCUCUGGAUCCUGUUUUUUUAUAGUCAGAGAGCUCCAAGGUUCCUCUCAAUGAUAUUAUUUACUUAGACCAGACUAAUGACCAAAUAAUAAUCUAUCAUUCUUAAAGUCUUGGUUUUUCUUAAACAAACUGUUUCCCAGGGAUGUCAGUCUACUCUAUGAAUUCUCCCCUUUAAGUUUCUGGCAUUUGAUUUGAAGGUAACUGGAAGAAAUAUUAAUAUUUUAAUGUAAAUAUUUUGAAAGCCAAGAUUACAGUGGAAUUCACACAGUUUUAGAAUGUUUCCAGUAACUUCCAAAUGUCUUAUCUUGAUGGUCAUCAUUCAGGUUGCCACUCUUGAAGUGUACUUGAGUUAGUGAAAGAAAUGGGAUUUUAGUUUUUUCCCUGUCUGCCUUGCAUUCAAAAACAAGUUAAUAUACAGUAUUUGAAACAAAUUGAGUAAUCUACCUAUUAGGAACAAAAUAUGAGAGAGCUUCACAAUUUAAUAAAAUCGUAAAAUGUCCACAAGUAUGAUGGAAUUUGAUACCUUUAAAAUAAUUCCUCAUAUAUUUUGUCCCUCUGUACUAAAUUAAUAAAAGAGAAGCAGAUCAGUGUUACAUGCAGAACUCUUAAAUCCUAAAUAUUACCAAUAAUAAAUUUUAAAAUCCAGUUGUGAACUUAAGUUAGUCAAAUUGAAUUACCGAGCUCAUUCAGAAUAGUAUGUAUUUAUAUAAAAAUGUGAUUGAAUCUUUGACUCUGGAUCUGUCCAGGACAGUUUUGUAUCUAAUUGUGUGGCAACCAGUUUUUACAUAGGUCAUGACUUAAUAUAGAUUUAUACUAUUAAAUUUUAAUUAAAAUAUGUAGUGUUUGCAUAAAAUGAUUUAAAUUAAUUGGUUUGCGUGUGUUUGUAAGCUCUAACUUUUUAAGGACUCUCAUAUGCUAAAGAUCAUCACAGAGUAAUGCUCAUAGCAGGAAAUUGGAAAGGUUUGAGAUUCCCUCAAGAAAGAGUGACCAUUUUGUUAAGUAUGCAAAUGUCAAUGUUUGAUCAAAUAACACUACCUCCUCCUCAGUGUUGGUUUUCACUCAUUAUAUGUAUGGUUAAGAAAACUAAAAAUAUGGGAAAUAUGUUUAGCAUAAGUUAUAAAUGCUAUAUCUGGUAUCCAGAGCCUGGCAGUAAAAAUUUCUUAAUGUUUCCCCCUCUUCCCUCCCCUCCCCAUUUUUUUAAGUUAGCAUUUUAAAAAUGCAAAUCCUGUCUUGAAAUAAAUUAUCUCUAAUUGGAUUCUCUUCCCUUUGAAUGUGUUUUUCCUUUUUAUUUGAAAUCAGUUCUGAUUCCAAAUUAUAAUUAUAUUGCCAUUACAUCCAUCAUGUUAGCUGAAAGCUGUGUUUUCCUUAUUUUUAUUCAGAAUUUCCAUUUCUGUACCUAGAGAUGAAUAGUCCUCUGUUUGAAUCAGCACCCGCGGAGGUAAUAUGCUUAGUAUUCUCGGUCGAAGAUUUAUUGAUGAAUUGUAGUGUUUCACAUAGUCAUUAAUUUUGGCUGCCUCGACAUCAGGUAGAUACCACUCAAUCCACUGAAGCUGUCUGGAUAUUCCCUUCCACUCCACCAGUUUUCCCUUAUCCUCUUUUGAAAAACUGAAAACUUUAGGAGCAUAUUUUUCAGAACAUAAGGCAGACUUUUGUUACUUUCUGCUUCUGUAAGUACUAAAUGUCUAGCAUUUUAAACUUUUAGAAAAUACAUUGUGUUGGACACUGGAAUAAUACUAUUUAUUUUCACCUGUGAAAAACAACUUCAUUAUACUUGAAACACCUCCUUUGCAUUUCUCCAUUUGUGCCAUUCACUAGUGGAAAUAAAUUGUAUUAUACCAUGAUCUACUGGCUUUUUAAAACUGUUUAAUAUGCACAUUUUUGGUAUAGCUGUUAUCAUUUGUAUGUAUAUAUUGUAUAUACAUAUGAGUGUCUAUAUGUGUGUAAAGAUAGAUGGUGUAACUCAUACUGUACAUUUCUAUCAGGGCACUUAAGAUUCUGGUUUUGUUUGGUUUUGUUAUUUCAGUCCUCAGUUAAGGCAAGAAUGCCUGAGUUUCUUAGAAAUGAAUGUUCUGGGUUGAUAUUUAUGAGAAGGUGGUCAUUGAUUACAAUCUUCCCUUUUUUAAUCUCCGCUUAACACUUGUGUGAGUGGAGAGAAAAGUUUAGCAAAAUGUGGAACCAUAAUUUGCAAUUAAGUAAUAAUUUGCUGAGGAAGGAGCUAUUAUUAAGUGUUGUGAUUUAGUAAAAGACAAGUGAUGCGGAGAGAAAUGAACCAUGACAAGUUCAGAACUCUGGUGGUGAUUCCUCUGCACAGAUGGUUUAGAAAAGAGUUGGUAUUAGUGUGAGGGGCUUUCUCCUUAUAGCUAUCUUUCUUGCUUGCUAACAGUAAGUUCUUUCUGCACCUUCUACCCAUUCUGAGCCACUACUAUUAAAGCAGAGAUUUGGCCCAACACAGCAGCCAGCCUUUCCUUGGAGGUUUGUAUAGUCCUGUGUUUUGUCCCAUGCUCACAAAUGUGAAGUGUUUUAGUGUGUAGUGAAAUCAGAAAAUAAUGUAGAUAAGAUAUAGAAGUGUGAACCUCCUAUAUUAACGGAAGAAAAGUGUCUCAUUUUUUAGAUAGAGCCUUUUCUAAGGAACAGAUCAAACCUUGGGCUAUCAUCUUUGAGCUGCUUACCAAAAUACAGAUUAUUGUAAAGAAGCAAAUUCUAUUUUGUUUCUCCCAUCUAACAUAAUUGUAUCCCUAACCAGGUUGUAGCAUUUCCUUUUAAAAGGUCAUUACACACUCCUAGUUGUUAAGAACUGGACAUUUCCCAUCUUCAGAUUCCUUUCAGAUUGAAGUGUGUGCUCUACACUUAGCAGACUUGCCUCCUGUAUGCAAGGACUACUGAUUGAAGUCUGUUUUGCUGUGUCUGGUUAUGUUGUCUGCACUUUGAUGAAAUCUACGAAUAGGUCUACAUUGGAAAUGAUUAUUAGUAAACACUGUCUGGAAAAAGAAAGUGAAGCUGAGAACUCUUCCUUUAGUGUGCAUUUGUAUUUUCUACUGAAUUCUGGUCCCUAUAAAAUCAUAUUGAGUGAUUUUUUUUCCCCUCAUUUUUUUAUAUUUAGACUUCAAAAUUUCAUUUUGAAAUUGGAAACAGAACCUCUUUGGCCUAAGGGUAGCUUUCAGAUCAUAAGAAAUUUUAUAAAUUAGUAUGCACCUUAUCUGCCUACUGUGGGUUUGUUAAACUUGCACUUCCACCCACCCAAAGAUAGAAAAAAAUCUUUAGAGAGAAUAAAGGCAGAGGAUUACUGGGGAGCCAUUUACUAUGUCAGUGUCACUGUUAGCUGUUUCCCAGCUAUCCAAAAUUUUUGAAGCUUCCGAGAUGUGUGUGUGUAUGUGUGUGUUGGAGUGUAUUUGUUUUGUUUCGUUUUUAAAUAUGCAAAGCAUUCUUCAUUAUAUAGAAAAAAAGGGUUAUAUUCUCUUUGAAAUGGCAGGAAGCCCACACAACAUAGAAAUCUGAACAUAUAUAGGUAGUUUACCAUGAAAAAGUGGAGAGAAAAUGAGAUGUCUUGAGUGAAUGAAAUAGGGUAUGUUGAUGCCCAAGAAUUUCCCCUCACAGUACGGGUAAUUCAACCUGCACAGUUUUCUUUCACUCGUAGUUUUUACUAAUUAUGAGUGAAAUAUCAUGUAAUUAUCUGUAAAUAUGUAGCUAACAAAUUGACCUAGUUUCUGUAUUUUUUUGUUUUUGUACUAAAGUUUAUAGCUCUGUAACCGCUAGAGAGGAGUUGCUGUCAUUGCCAGUGUGGUCCUAGCAUCUAAUCCUGAAACCAUCCUCGGUGACAUUUUUAGAAUUAAUGCGUAAGUGUUGUUAAACAGGGAGAAGUAAAGCUUAAUCACUGGUCAGGUUUGAAAUCUUUUGAAGUGAAAUAAUUUUAUUUAACAUACUGAUUACAUGUCCUCAGUCAUGAAUGAGAUAAGAAACUGCCCUUCCCCAAUGGCCAUGUUUACAGAAGUGUGUUUUGUCUGUGAAGUACAAGUGUUUUAAUGUUGAUGUACAUUAUGCAGGUGGUAAUAUUAUGGUUUGGGACUGUUUGUUGGGCUCUUUCACUGAAUUUUCAAAUGAAAUGAACUAUACUUAAUGCUGGCGCAUAGAUCCCAUUUCUGGAACAUUUUCCCUAUUUCCACAACCACUUAUGUUCCUUUUGCAAUACCCCUGCAUAACCUCCCUUUCUGAUAUGCCUAUAGCCAAGGCAUUAAAGACCGGUAAACAUGGAUGAAAGAAAUACAUUUCUUAAAAAUCCAUAAACCCUCAAUGGUAUGCUUCAGUACUUGUGUUACACGUUUCUAUGGCAACUCUGAGGUCAGUGGUUUAGAAAUGAGAUACCAGUGUUAAUGAAAAGUGUGCACUCUUUGCUUUUGCAUGGCUUGGCUUAGUAUCCAAGGUAUAUUAGGGCCACUUAAAAAUAUGAUAAUCAGUAAUAUGGAACAGGUUUCUCUCAGUGGCAUAUUUUCAUUUUUGUGAGCCCUAAAAAACACUGCCUAGGCAUGAACAUUACUGUUACUAUAAAUUGUACAUUUAUGGGUAAUGGGGUAGAUAAAAAAGAUAAAGGAUAUAACUGCCUGACAUUUACAAAUUCUGGCUGGUCUACGUAGCCAUUUGGCACAUAUCGAAAGACCUGGGGGUAUUAGAACUCGAACUUGUCUGGGUUUUUUUGGUCAUAGUCAAGUAUAUCUAGUUUAUAGAAAUAUUGGUUGUCCCUGGUGUAUAUUGCCAGACAACUUACUUUCUGUUGCAGCCCAUUCCAAAUAUGCUCUUGUCCUUCCUUGCAUUUCAUAAUAUCUAAAGAAACCACCACUUCUUUGUAAUAGCUUUUUGUAAUUCUCAUUCCACGUUAAAUGGGAAUUGUGCCUAUUUAGAAUGCUUCUCCAGUUAAUCACAGAUGUCCCAAAAUCAUCCAAGUCAGCGAUGUAAGGUAGGAAAACAUUUCAAGAAAGAAAAACAUCUACUUGAGGCCAGUAAUUUUUCUCACAAGGUAUUUUACUCCCACUAACUUGAUCCUGAUGAAUGAGCCUAUCACGAGUUACCCAAAUAAAGAGGGAAAUGUGGGGUUACUAUGAAGAUACAAAUCUGUUUCUUAUUUUACAUUUUCUUUCAUGAUCCUUUCCCUAGAACUAGGCUAGAAUUUGUCAAUUCUUCCAAUUUCUUUCAUUUUGGUUAUUUUUUAGGGAAAUUUUUACAAAAGCAAUGGUCUGAUGUAAAUAACAUUUUGAAGUAUAGUGCACAUAACUUCCCGGACUGUUCCAACCUGAUGAUUUGCAAAUGCUUUAGAGUUUUUUAAAUUAACACUUGUGUUGCUAAAUCCUAUUUAUAUAUGUCUGCUAAGAUUUUUAACCCACUUAAAAAUUCAAACAUCUAAUGGAUGGGUUACUAUGAGUAAUUUAGCUUUCAGAAUCCCCGUGUUUAAGUAUAUGAAAAGUUGUAAUGCGCAUUAAUGAGGUGGGAGAGACUAUGAGAAAUAUGUAUAGUGUAUAUUUUAAAACAGCUUUGCUUGUAUUGUGAAGAAUUUAAAGCAAACUUGAGAUUUUUAACGUAACUAUUAACACAGUUUUAACAUAAGUUAUCCCACUGGGUUUAAGAGCAUCUUGAAUGUAUAAUCCUUUUUGUAACCCAGGUUGGUUUCUGCUUUUACCAGUCAUCCAAUAUUAUUUAUGUUUUUAGUUUUAUGUACUCAUUUCCCUUUGUUUUUCUCAAACCGCAUGAUUUUUCUUUUUGCACAUGUAGAAAUUUUUAAAAAGAAAAAUGAAUAUAUAGUUUCCUCUGGGUUUUCUUCACUUCUUUCCUUCUACUAAUCCCUCCUGAAAGGCCAUAUCACUCCAUUUGCAUCAUUGUGCAAAUGCCAGGGUUGGUUUUUAUUUUUAUUUUUGCUAUUUACCUUAAAAAAUGCUUCAGUCAGUUGCUUUUUUAUUUAAAAAAAAAAAGAAGAAAAAGAAAAAAAGCUGUAACCUUAUCAUUUCUGAGUAGACCAUUGAGAAAUGAAUGCACACCUGUAAUAGCCCAGGACCAGCUUUGGUGGCUAAAGGGAAUAUUUUAAGCAAAAGGUUCUUUUCUUUAAAAAGUGGUAUAUUUAUAUUAUCCACAGUCUACUUUGGUUAUUCCCACAAGUCGGGUACAAGUAAAAUGAGGGUUAUCAGCUAACUGAUGCUAUCAUUGAGGUUCAUCAAUGAAUUUGUACAUUUCUAGUUCCCUUUGGUGAAGGGAAAAAUGAUGAUUUUGCAAGACCUAGAUUUUUUUGGCUUGGUUUCUUGCCUCCUUUUUAGGCAGCCUUCAUCUUCUCAUCUCCCAAAGCCCUUGAUCCUGUAGGGUUUUCAUAAUGGACGAAGGACUUGUGGUCAUUUAAAACUGGGACUGAUUAUUUUGGGUGAGAGAUUAUCAUGUUGAAAGUAUGAUGUUCUACCACUUUACCAAUGGGUGAUUUUAAAUAUAUGCAGUCCUCUCGAUUCUUUUGGACCAAACAGAUGCCCACAGUGGAGGCUUGGCAAGGCUUGCAAUGGGGAAGAAGUCUCCCUCCCUGUCAGCGCCAGCUGGUAAAGGCGGCUGUACAGAUGUGCAUUUCCCUUUGGUAGAAAUGGUCCACGGCACUAACUGGUAAGGCUCAUUGUACAGCAUAUUGUCAGUGUUCUUCUGGUUCAGCAUACCUGAUAGUUCAUAUAUAACCUGUAUUAAUUGUAUAGAUUGUGCAUUUAAAGCUGUUACCAAGUUGUCAGAACAUAAGAGCGAAAACAAGGUCAUAUGUAAUAUUUUGUUUGUAAGUAUCCUUUGUAUCAUAGCAAAGGAAAUGUUUAAAAAAAAUCAACUGUAAUAAAGUAAUUUUAGUACACAGA